This is a messenger RNA of Panicum virgatum (switchgrass), 1355 nucleotides long. RefSeq lists its product as uncharacterized. Lineage: Eukaryota; Viridiplantae; Streptophyta; Magnoliopsida; Poales; Poaceae. The record is from RefSeq and is a predicted model, not a curated record. The transcript has 7 exons. Gene Ontology annotation, cellular component: nucleolus. Gene Ontology annotation, biological process: maturation of SSU-rRNA from tricistronic rRNA transcript (SSU-rRNA, 5.8S rRNA, LSU-rRNA). Bases 203 to 997 code for a protein of 264 amino acids.
CCUCCUAUCCCCGUCCCUGACCUAAACCCCCCACAACGCCCAGCACUCGCGCUCGAGUACGCACGCAGGCGCCGCCCAACCAGGCACCCGCACGAGCGCCGCCGCCCGCCGUCGCCGGCGACGAGCCGCCCCCCGCCGGCAAGGAGGAGCGCCGGCUGCAAUCUCCGCAAUAGUGAAUAGCAAGGAGUUAGGAGAAAUAGAUAUGCAAGAGAACACAACCCCCGCUCAUCAUGGAAAGACAAAGAAAAAAGAAAGUGCAAAGAAAAAAGAGAGAGCAAGGAAGAGGACAUCAUCUGUUUUGGAUUCUACUAAUGACACAGUCAAUGAGGAAAUGCCAGAGUAUGAUCUUGAUGGACCUACUAUCGGCGAAAAACUAGCUACUCUGGAUUUGAUCAAUAGAGAUAAUGAAAAGAAUGUUACUCAAGAGCAAACACUAUCUAUGGUGCCACCAAGUGCAGAUUCGGUCCAUAUUUUGCUCAAGCAAGCUCUGCGUGCUGAUGAUAACUCAUCAUUGCUAACUUGCUUGUAUAAUAGAGAUGAGAAGGUUAUUGCAAAAUCUAUAUCACUCCUAACACCAUCAGAUGUUGUGAAGCUUCUCAAGUUCUUCGUAUUGCAAAUACAAUCUAGGGGCGCAGUCUUGGUUUGUUUACUUCCCUGGCUGCAAACUUUACUUAAUCGGCACAUGAGCAGCAUAGUGUCCCAGGAAUCUUCUCUGUCCUUGCUCAACUCACUCUACCAGCUUAUUGAUGCAAGAACAUCAACCUUCAAGUCAGCACUUCAACUCUCUACCACUCUAGAUUAUCUUUUCAGUGAGAUUGCUGAUGAUGAAGCUGAUGAUGGAGAGGUAGGGCCACCUAUCAUUUAUGAGGACAAGGACACUGAUGAUGAAGAAUCUGAAGUUGAUGCCAUGGAAACCGACAGAAAAGAGGCUGAAGAGCUUGGGGAUGUUACUGAUGCCUCUGAGCAUUCAGAUGGAAGUGAGAUAAUGAGCGACUGAUUGACUUCUACCCUAGGACUGAACUCUCAGAUGUUAAUCCUGAUAUGGUGGUAUUCACAAAGCUUAUGAUGACUGCAAGUUCUGUGAUGAUGUUUAUCAUACUGUGUCCUAGCUGGUUGCUAUAUCUGGAUGCACUUUUUGAGUCGGCAAGUGGUAAAAACUGGAUAUAGUAUUUGUAGGAGUUUUGAUGAUAGUUAUGCUUGUGUGUUGCGAAGCUUCAUUGCAUCUAUUGCUAAACUGCAUCAUACAUUGGCUCGGUAAAGUUUGCCACCAAAGUGUAUGCUUUUUUUUGCAAGAUUCCAGUGCAAUCAAGCUGGUAAGGAUAGUGAAUGCAAUUGAGGAAAGGAAUCAUUGCCUA